Messenger RNA from Funneliformis geosporum, 225 nucleotides. Lineage: Eukaryota; Fungi; Glomeromycota; Glomeromycetes; Glomerales; Glomeraceae. The record is from the annotation of a GenBank genome assembly.
CAACACCUAUCAACCUUUCAGUUACGAAUCGUAAAUGGUAUAAUAUUUCUCGCGACCCAAAUGCCCGAUCUGAAUGGUUAAUUUAUAAAUAUGGUAGAGCUCAUGCUUUAUUUCACGCAGUGAGGCUGGGCAAUAGUUACAUGACAGAAAAUGUCUUACUAGCUUUACUCUCGAAAAGUGCGAUACUCUCCAGAUAUUUUAUACAACGGUUAUUAAUGCAUUUCG